Messenger RNA from Pyrus x bretschneideri (Chinese white pear), 3310 nucleotides. Its product is annotated as beta-galactosidase 3-like. The coding region runs from base 198 to 2765 and encodes 855 amino acids. The transcript is spliced from 19 exons. The record is from RefSeq and is a predicted model, not a curated record. Gene Ontology annotation, biological process: carbohydrate metabolic process. Gene Ontology annotation, cellular component: vacuole; cell wall. NCBI's taxonomy places the organism in Eukaryota, Viridiplantae, Streptophyta, Magnoliopsida, Rosales, Rosaceae. Gene Ontology annotation, molecular function: carbohydrate binding; beta-galactosidase activity.
GACAAAUAUAUUAUAUAGCUCUGCUCAGAGUCUCAGACCUGUGAGUUGUGGGUGUGGACACCUUGCUGCUUCACCACACUCUCUGAGUUGCUGCUGCUCUUUCUCUCCUUCCACAUUUCACAAUUCCUUCUCUGCUUUGAGUUUUGUGUGCCAUUAAAGUUUGGAGAGAGAGAGAGAGAGAGAGAGAAGGCAAAGCCAUGGAAACCAACUCCAACUCAGUUUCCAAGCUGGGUUUUUUCAUGGGGUUGUUUUUGUUGCUGGGUUUUCAGCUGGUUCACUGUACUGUCACAUAUGACAGGAAGGCCAUUGUGAUUAAUGGGCAAAGAAGAAUCCUAAUUUCUGGUUCAAUACAUUACCCCAGAAGCACUCCUGAGAUGUGGGAGGAUCUGAUUCAGAAGGCAAAAGAAGGAGGGCUUGAUGUGGUUGAAACCUAUGUGUUCUGGAACGUGCAUGAGCCUACUCCUGGCAAUUACAAUUUUGAAGGGAGGUAUGAUCUGGUGAGGUUCCUCAAGACCAUACAGAAUGCAGGGCUCUAUGCUCACCUUCGCAUUGGCCCUUAUGUUUGUGCAGAGUGGAACUUUGGGGGUUUUCCUGUGUGGCUGAAGUAUGUUCCAGGCAUCAGCUUCAGAACAGACAAUGAGCCUUUCAAGAGGGCAAUGCAAGGGUUCACAGAAAAGAUUGUGGGACUGAUGAAGAGUGAAAAUUUGUUUGAGUCCCAGGGUGGUCCCAUCAUUCUCUCUCAGAUUGAGAACGAGUAUGGAGCACAAAGCAAGUUACUUGGAGCUGCUGGCCAUAAUUACAUAACUUGGGCGGCAGAAAUGGCGGUUGGGUUGGACACCGGAGUGCCAUGGGUGAUGUGCAAGGAGGAAGAUGCUCCAGAUCCAGUGAUAAACACAUGUAACGGUUUCUACUGUGAUUCUUUCUCUCCCAACAAGCCCUAUAAACCUACAAUUUGGACGGAGACAUGGAGUGGAUGGUUUACGGAGUUUGGAGGUCCAAUUCACCAACGACCAGUUCAGGAUUUAGCAUAUGCAGUUGCGAGAUUCAUACAGAAAGGAGGAUCAUUUGUUAACUAUUACAUGUACCACGGGGGUACUAAUUUUGGACGCACAGCCGGGGGCCCUUUCAUCACUACCAGCUACGACUAUGAUGCUCCAUUAGAUGAAUAUGGUUUAAUCAGGCAGCCAAAGUAUGGCCAUCUAAAGGAGCUUCACAAGGCUAUUAAGAUGUGUGAACGGGCUUUAGUAUCAGCGGAUCCAAUCAUCACUUCACUGGGGAGUCUUCAACAGGCUCAUGUGUACACUUCCGAAUCAGGAGAUUGCUCGGCAUUUCUUUCAAACCAUGAUUCCAAUUCAGCUGCGAGAGUGAUGUUUAAUAACAUGCACUACAACCUACCUCCUUGGUCCAUCAGUAUCCUUCCUGAUUGCAGAAAUGUAGUCUUUAACACUGCAAAGGUUGGAGUUCAAACGUCACAAAUGCAAAUGUUGCCAACAAAUAUUCCAAUGCUAUCAUGGGAGAGUUAUGAUGAAGAUCUUACUUCUCUGGAUGACAGCUCAACAUUGACCGUUCCUGGUCUACUGGAACAGAUAAAUGUCACGAGGGAUAGUACUGAUUACCUCUGGUACAUAACUAGCGUCGAUAUUGGUUCAUCUGAGUCCUUCCUGCGUGGAGGGGAACUCCCAAGUCUUAUUGUUCAAUCAACAGGCCAUGCUGUGCACAUCUUCAUUAAUGGGCAGCUUACAGGUUCUGCCUUCGGAACAAGGCAGAGUAGGAGAUUCACAUAUACUGGCAAGGUCAAUCUACGUGCCGGAACAAACAGAAUUGCACUACUGAGUAUUGCCGUUGGAUUACCUAAUGUGGGCGGACACUUUGAGGCUUGGAAUACUGGCAUCCUCGGCCCUGUUGCACUUCAUGGACUUGACCAGGGAAAAUGGGACUUAUCUUGGCAGAAGUGGACCUACCAGGUCGGAUUGAAAGGAGAAGCCAUGAAUCUUGCAUCUCCAAAUGAUUUUUCCUCCGUCGAAUGGAUGAGCGGAUCAUUAAUUGCACAGAAACAGCAGCCAUUGACUUGGCACAAGACUAUUUUCAAUGAACCAGAAGGAAACGAGCCAUUGGCUUUGGAUUUGGAGGGAAUGGGAAAAGGCCAAAUAUGGAUUAAUGGACAGAGUAUUGGGAGAUACUGGACUGCAUUUGCUAGUGGUAAUUGCAAUGGGUGCGGUUAUGCUGGAGGGUUUAGGCCUACAAAGUGUCAAUCGGGUUGCGGCCAACCCACACAACGAUAUUAUCAUGUGCCUCGAUCUUGGUUAAAGCCAACGCAAAAUCUGUUGGUUCUUUUUGAGGAACUUGGAGGGGAUCCCUCCAGAAUUUCUCUAGUAAAGAGAGCUGUGAGCAGUGUUUGCUCUGAGGUUGCUGAAUACCACCCAACAAUCAAGAAUUGGCACAUCGAAAGCUAUGGAAAAGCAGAAGACUUCCACAGCCCCAAGGUUCACUUGCGGUGUAACCCAGGCCAGGCUAUCUCUUCCAUCAAAUUUGCUAGCUUCGGAACACCCUUGGGAACCUGUGGGAGCUACCAACAAGGAACUUGCCAUGCGACCACAUCAUAUUCUGUAUUGCAGAAGAAGUGCAUAGGGCAGCAGAGUUGUGCAGUCACCAUAUCCAACAGCAACUUUGGAGAUCCAUGUCCGAAUGUGUUGAAGCGGCUGUCAGUAGAAGCUGUUUGUGCUCCCACAACUUCAACGAACAUGGAACCCAAUUUGCGGGGUUAGUGAAAGAGUGAGAUAACGUAUCAUAAUUGUUGCACCCUAAUUCCUUAAUUAUACACCACAGCAAGAGAAGAAGCGAGCAAACAAGAAUAAGAUAUCGAGUACAGCGAGAUGGUAGAUGUAGUUAGGAGGAGUGCCAUAGUUUUUUCUUCUGAUGAAGAGGAGUCGUAGUAGCAGCGCUUGGCGAAGGGUAAUUCAUAUUCGGAGUUAAAGCGCAAUUAGCUGUUAAUUUAAGUAAGCUUAAAGGACUUGUGUUAGUAGUGAUCUUGUUACUUAGGCGAGUUUGUAGAUACCUCGGGGUUCAACAAUUCGGACCCUAGGGGGAGUCAGGCUCCGGUCCCCGGCCUUUUAACGGGAUAUAUGGGCACUGGGAAAUGAUGUGUUUUUCUGUUGAGUGUUUUUACUGUUCGUGUAGGUUUGGGGAAAAAAGGAUACCCCAAAUCCAAUAAGGUAAAUGUAGGUUCAUGUUGGGAGAGGAUCCUAGUGUGACACCAUUUGUUUACUGUGCAGAUUUCAUGAAUGAAAAGAAUCAAAGUCUGUGUUGUCCA